Messenger RNA from Penicillium maclennaniae, 1599 nucleotides. RefSeq lists its product as uncharacterized. The transcript has 3 exons. Bases 1 to 1599 code for a protein of 532 amino acids. Lineage: Eukaryota; Fungi; Ascomycota; Eurotiomycetes; Eurotiales; Aspergillaceae. The record is from RefSeq and is a predicted model, not a curated record.
AUGGAAGGUGACCUGCCAACAACAGCUAUCUCACACUGGUAUUAUGGGGAACGCCCAAAGGACUUCGAAAACGCAGAGGUUGCCUUUGAGAAUGCGCGAAUGCUGUUUGAAUUGCAAGGCACUAGAGAUCCCCGGAAAAAGGACCGACUCCAAACCUUGAAAACAACGACCAUGGACGACCUCCUGAAUGCGGUGAAAGACGCACAGGAAGGUUAUCACCAAAGACGAACUGAGUCUGCUUUGGGACGCUGUAUGGAUCGACUAGCGGAGAGAAUUCACUAUUACGGAAAUAUCAUGGAUGUUCUUGUGCAACAUCAUCCCGAGUUCACGUCCUUGGCGUGGGGUGCCAUGAAACUAUUGGUUGGAGCCAUUGUCGAGCACAAAAGCACCGGACUAACUAUUGCAAACGGCCUCUUGGAUAUCGCGGACGCUCUAUCUCGUGCUAAGCUAGCCACCUCUCUGUUCCCAACUUCAUCAAUCAAACGAAUGUUUGCCAUCCUAUAUGCGCAUAUCAUUCGAUUUCUGCUACGGGGGCUAGAAUGGUACGAAGAAGGAUCUUGGAAACGAGCUAUCCAUGCUGUUACCAAGCCUGCCGCCCUGCGAUACGACGACAUCAUAAACGAUAUCCACCGAACCACAGACAAAAUUACCGCCUAUUCAAGCGCAGGCAGUCAAGCGGAGCAGCGUGAUAUACAUCUAAAGUUUCUUGCAGCCCAACGAAUGAUCGAAGAAAAUGCGUCAUCGAGUACAGCCGGCCAAGCAAGAAUACUACAGCAGCUCGAAGACUUGCACGAUCUUGUCACCGCUACGCGUGCAGAACAAGCAGAGAUAUCCCGCUCUGUAUUCAGUAUCCAAUCGAUUCAAGCGCUUCAUGUGAUAUACUCCCAGUGCUCAAUCGACCAUCAGAGCUGCCUACAAAUGUCCAUUGGUCUCCGCAAUCAUCGUCGCUUCAGACAGAGAACAAAAACAACGCCCUUCUGGAAGGCUCCUCGCCUACAAUCGUGGAAUCAAUCAGCGACUUCCUCGCUUCUUCCCAUCAAAGUGCGAAUCGCAGACAGAAAGCUUGCUCAAGAUUUUUGUACCAAUAUCGUCGAGCAACUUCUCAGUAACAAAAUAGCUAACCUCUGGGUCCUGACUCCACAAAGAGACUGUCACCCUGUCAUCGCCACACUAAAGAGUCUCAUAUAUCAGACUGUGACUUUUAUCGAUGAAAUGGGAGCUAAGAGCAAUAUCCUACAAUAUCUGGACCGAUUCAAUCAUGCAAGCCUCGACGAACACUUCCUAGAUGUGCUGGCCGGACUCCUCCGUUCAUUGCGGGUUGUAUUCAUGAUCGUGCAGCUGGAAGCUAUCGAUCCACACUACGCGGAGGACUUCCUUUCCUGCCUCCACAGGUUAAUCAGGAAGCUGUCUGACAGUGGUUCAGCAACCGUGCUGAGAAUUCUUCUACUCAGCUGGAGUCCAAAGAACUUCUUGAGUGAGGAAGGACAGACCCAGCCUCUUAAGCUGUACAUGGGGGCCCGAUCUCGACGUCGGGGGCAUUUCAUGCCUAGUCGACCUCUCUAUGUACCGAGGGAAGCCCGCGAGGAAGUGGAGACAUAA